This is a messenger RNA of Folsomia candida, 1969 nucleotides long. RefSeq lists its product as uncharacterized. The record is from RefSeq and is a predicted model, not a curated record. The coding region runs from base 221 to 1375 and encodes 384 amino acids. The transcript is spliced from 5 exons. NCBI's taxonomy places the organism in Eukaryota, Metazoa, Arthropoda, Collembola, Entomobryomorpha, Isotomidae.
UCAGAGGAGAAAGUAGAACAGGACACUUUCCCUGAUGUUAUCGAUCUAUUUUCUCCCACUUUCUCCAUUUAUUCCAGUACAAUAAUGUUCUAAAUAAGUUAAGUAAAAUUUAGUACGUCCUACUAUUAGCUAAAUAUAUAUUGAAAUACAGUGUAGUUGUAGUAUGGAUCCAACAGUUUCUCGAUAAUAGUUUGGGAAAACUUAAUCAUUUGCCAGCAAAAUGCUUCCUGCAGCUGCAAUUCUGGGUCGUGGGCGAAAUAGGAUUCGACUCACGACCAACAAUACUGAGGAACUACCUUGCAAAAUCCACAUUCAAAGUUUGUCUUCGGACGAAAUAUUUGGCAAAGUUCAGAUAACUUCAGAAACUCCACUGCAACAUUAUGGCUUCGCUGUCGAACUUCAAGGCACCAUUACAUUUCCCGAUCAGAAACCCUUGAAACUACUUGCUGCAGAUGUAAACUCUCCGUACCUUUUCAAAUCUGCGGUUUACGACCACAUUUCUGGAGAACUUGAAGCCAUGAAAAAAGCUUCCCCCUCCGCGGAUCAGAAACGAAGUACAAAAACCGGAACAGUAUUUCCAUUUAAUCUUCGCCUCCCAAAUACUACAUCUCUGCCAAAAACAUUUACGUCAGACUUUGUAAAAAUCGAGUACAAAGUUGUGGUGUAUCAAAGAAAUGAGUUUCGUUACGUCCUCCUGGAAGAGAAAGCUUUAAAUUUUCCAGGUUAUCUUUUCCUCACGCGGGAAGACGCUGAAUUGCAUGAAUCUGAAUACGAGUCCAGCAACAAUGGGAUCACAGCACGGUUGCAGAGUCGUAAAUCCAUCCUGCCCAGUGAUUCACUACAAUACACUCUAAUUAUUAAGAAAACAGAGAAGGUAUUGGUUACCAAAGUGGCUGUAAAGUUAGUCAGACACAUUACAUAUCGGCCUCACACUGGAGACAGUGAAGAUAAGAGACAGUCCGACGUCAUGGAUAGCUUUUCAAAGCAGAAACACUGGAAGGGAGAGAUGGUCUCGAUCAAGGAAAAAUUUAAGGGGAAGGGUUGCAUUCCGUCGUACGUCGGAACACAGUUUAGGAUUGAGUAUGUCAUCGAGUGUGAAGUGACAACUACAGAUCCAUCCACUCCCAUAAUUAAUAUGUCCCUGGGUGUUGUUGUUGGGACAAGAAAACCUGUCAGUAAUCGGGAUGACCAAGAUGACGAAGAUGGUAUGCGCGUUCCUCGUUUCAGAUCAAGAUCACUGUCUGGAGCGUCAUCAUUUUUGUCACUGCUGCCCCCAGCGUAUUCAAAUCUAUCGUCCAGAGUGGGGUCACUGCUUUCUUUUCAAUUGCCACCACAUUAUGACGACGUGAAAGGAGACGAUAAUCCAACCGAGUGAGUGAUGUGAUGACUCAACUCAACUCAAUAAGUUUCACAUAUUUAUUUAUUUCUUCCUUUUACUAAAUCUCAAUGUUCAAUGUGUUUCAACCUCGUCAUAAUUGUAAGCAGAGAAAUGUUAAUAAUUAUAUAAAAUUAUUAUAUAAAAUUAUUACUAAAUAUUCAAAAUUGAUAUUUCACUCCGUAUUAAAUAGAGCUUCGUGAAACUAUGAAUCUUACCUGUUGAAUUAAAAAUGACAAGUGUUACAUUUACACCACGACGUUACUUAAGUAGGAUCUUCCCUUAAAUAUAAAAUGAAUUGACCUUAUAAAUAAUAUUUAUUGUUUUGUAAUUUGCCAUUUAUGACCUUGUAAAUAUUCACUGUUAAAAAUAUAUGUACAUAUGUAAUUCCUUGUUCCUUCAUCCGACUGUUGUGGGUAAAUUAUAUUUACUACAUACCAUAUGCACAUCGAUAAUAUUUGUCGUCAAAUAUCGAUUUGUAUGUACAACAAUGUUGAUACUCUGUACUCUGAUUAUAUUAUAAUUGUGAAAUCAUUUUAUUUUAAUGUCUAGUGUAAUUCUUCUCUGUACAAUAAAUUGCAGCUUUAAAAUCAA